AUGUCGGAUGGUCUGAGGAUUUUGCCUUCCUCGCCCAGUUUCUGUGCCCCCAGUCCCGGAUCGCAGCCUGGGCAGAACCUCGAAAAUUGCGUCGGCAACAACAAUAACAACAGCGGCAACAACAACAACCAGGGCUCCUCGGGCAAGCCGCAGCUGGAAGAUCUCUACUGGAUUCCCAACUACCAGCAUCACAUCAGUCCAGAGGCCCUCAACCUGACGCCCGAGGACGCGGUGGAAGCGCUUAUCGGUAACGCGCACCACCACCACCAUCACCACCAGCCCUACGAGGGAUAUCGCGGUCAGCAGUACGUCGGAGAAGACCUCUCGACGGCCACGAACGGGCAUCACCACCCGGUGCACCACCACCACCAUCACCACCACGCGCACCUCGAGGACCGCUUCUCGGACGAGCAGCUGGUGAGCAUGACGGUGCGCGAGCUCAACCGGCAACUGAGAGGCUUCGGCAAAGAAGAGGUGAUCCGUCUCAAGCAGAAACGGCGAACCCUGAAGAAUCGCGGCUAUGCACAGUCGUGCCGCUACAAGCGCGUGCAGCAGCGCCACAUGCUCGAGAGCGAAAAGUGCACGCUUCAGAGCCAGGUGGAGCAACUCAAGCAAGACGUGGCGCGUCUGAUCAAAGAGAGGGACCUGUACAAGGAGAAGUACGAGAAGCUCGCGAGCCGAACCUUUAACGGCGGCGGAGGCAACACUCGGGACCCGUCCAACGGCACUCACGGCAAAACCUCUUCCACGGAAUUCUUCAUGUGAGAGUGAUUCUUGUUAAAGACUUUUUCCGCACCAACGUAUUCGUUUUUUUAAACCUUCAUUUUUAUGAUUUUCAGUGUGAAUUUUAUUUGCAGUUCUUAUCUUAAAUACUCAGUGUCCACUGUAGAACAUACACUCUUGAAAAUAAAGGUCUGAUGCCAUAGGAUAAUCUUUUUAAGUUCCACAAAUAAAUAUUUUAUUUUUAAGGACUCUAGAGAAACAUCUAUGUACUGGUGCUUUAAAGAACCCAAAACCCAAUUAUGUAAAUCUAGAGAAUCCGUAAUGUCACAUCCAGCACUUUUUCUUUUCCAAAGAAUACCCACUUUUACCGCCAAAAUGGUUAUUGACAAGCAAGUCAAGUCCAUUGCCGAACUUAAAGUGCUGAAAGGAAACACUGAAGAACCUUUAUUUUUUAAGAGUGUAGUCUAACAUUACAGCGACAUAUUUAAAGUCUUCACUCAUUAUUUGUGUACAUAUAUUACUGUACCAUAAAAGUCUUAAGGUUAGUGUAAUGUUAGGAUUAUCUUCCACAGAUACUGCACGAACCCUUCUACUUCAUAACACAUCCGCUCUAAAUAUGGGAUCACGCAUAAUCUCCAAAGACCCAUCAGUUUUGGAUUCUGUAAAUUCGUGUUUAUUUUUUUUUUUUAAGUUAUAUGCUAACUGCAAAGUCCGACAUGUUUAAAGACAUAGGCUACAGUCGCUUUCUUAAUCUUUUUUUUUUUUUUUUUGGUCUUAACGGAUUGACGAGUCUUAAUGGCGAUGAGAACAUACUGGAAACGAAACUUCACUCUGUGAAGGGACUUUGUAAGGAACAAUGCUAAUAUUAAAACACAUAGAAGCAAGAAAGGGAGAUAGCAAUAGGCUACAUCCUUGACUUUUCUCAGUCAUGAACUGAGGUUGAGGGGACUUAUGAACUUUGAGGGCCCUCAAGCAUUGCUCAAGUCUGCAUUACCCCACCAAUCCUGCAUGCGGGACAUGUAUGGUACUCCAAAACGCGCCAGGUCCUUACUCUCUCUUCCUCAUACAGCACUUGGAUGAAAAGCAUGGCCCUUAACCACUCUCUCUUCUCUUUUUUUCCGUUUCUUCUGCUCGACACAAACCGUGUAGCCUAUGUGAAGGAACUCAUGCCUACCUGCGAAAUCACAUGCAAUCCGUUCUUGCAUUUCUUUUCUAUUGUUUAAAAGUAGAGAAUAAGAACAGAAAAAAAACACCGAACUGAGCCAGAGUUAUUAUUCCCACUUGUACAUAUGUAGAGGUCAAAUGGUGUGUUAAUUUAACUUUCUUUUUAAAAAGUCAUUUUUGCUUGAUUAUUUAAAACGUCUUAAUACGAUGUUUGUAUGUAGUAGCAUGCAAAUGACAAAGAUAUUCUCAUCCUAUUGAAUAUGUACAAUUUCAAAGGAAGCCUACUGCACUACGAUUCGAAGAAUUGGGAUUUAUAUAACAUUUCUUUUCCUCUGUGUUAAUCGAAUUGCUGUUAUGGUGGACAUAGUUAGUCGAUCUAAAGUGCAUAUAAACACAAGGACUUUAAUUGCUGCUAAUAUUCUAUGCACCAAAUUCGAAAGCAAUUAACAGAAGCUCUGAUUAUGAGAAUUUUGUACUUCAAAAUAAAGGUGUAGAAAACUGGUUAGAUAUGGAUAUCAAAAAUAACUAAGAUAAUCUCUUCAAGAACGUUUAUAUAUAUAUAUAUAUAUAUAUAUAUAUAUAUAUAUAUUUGUCUUAAUAACCGGAAUGAUGAACGACAUAAAACUGUUCACUUCAAAUAUAUGACAACCGUCGUUCGUAGGGCAAGAAGGGUUGUUUUAACUUUUUAUGACAUAAUAAAACUGUAGCAUAGCCUACUCUGUAUAAAGCAGUUGCCUAUUGUUUUGCAUUACAAUAUUGUGAUGAUAAUAGGCUUCCGACCAUGCUGGAUUACACUACAGGUAGAUAUAAUUCAACAAUACUAGAGGGUUUGUGUGCAAACUUUGCUAUAAUUAAUCAUGCGCAUUUGAGCUUGAAAUAUAGCCCAUCUUGUUCAGGCUAAAUGAAGAAGUUGCCAAAGUGGAUUAUCUAAUGCACGUAAAUUGUCUUAAGUCAGUUUUCAAAUUCUUUCCGACCAGUGUAUGCUUAGUUUCCUAACAGAUCUAUCGGCCAGACUCCUAAAAUAAGGUCUCCAAGUAUGAUCCUUUACCUGGGUUAGUAUCUGCUUGAUAUCUCACCUGAAAACCACUGUUAACAUUGAUUAAUUUAUUUCGUUUAAAUUAUGAAUUAUGAUACUGUUCGUUAUGAAGCAACCUCUCUGUCUAUUGGUCUAAUUUGAGGUUACAUAACCACAUGUGCUGUCAUGUGUGCUGUCUUAUGUAAAAAAAUAAAUAAAAUGGG
Molecule: messenger RNA, 3126 nt
Organism: Sinocyclocheilus anshuiensis
Lineage: Eukaryota; Metazoa; Chordata; Actinopteri; Cypriniformes; Cyprinidae
Product: transcription factor MafA-like
Exons: 2
Coding region: 1-765 (254 amino acids)
Biological process (GO): regulation of transcription by RNA polymerase II
Cellular component (GO): nucleus
Molecular function (GO): DNA-binding transcription factor activity, RNA polymerase II-specific; RNA polymerase II cis-regulatory region sequence-specific DNA binding
Source: RefSeq, a predicted model, not a curated record